Messenger RNA from Hippocampus zosterae (dwarf seahorse), 7520 nucleotides. Its product is annotated as adhesion G protein-coupled receptor L2-like. Gene Ontology annotation, biological process: brain development; adenylate cyclase-activating G protein-coupled receptor signaling pathway; cell surface receptor signaling pathway. The record is from RefSeq and is a predicted model, not a curated record. The coding region runs from base 670 to 5142 and encodes 1490 amino acids. Lineage: Eukaryota; Metazoa; Chordata; Actinopteri; Syngnathiformes; Syngnathidae. The transcript is spliced from 22 exons. Gene Ontology annotation, molecular function: carbohydrate binding; G protein-coupled receptor activity. Gene Ontology annotation, cellular component: neuron projection; membrane.
CGGUUCAGUGCUCCUUGCUGGUCUGCUCAGUUAGUUGUCCUCUUGACUGCGUACGAGUCGUUCGGAUGCGACACGCGCAGGCUGGCGUGCAACUAAAUCCCGGAGCUCACCGAGGAUCUCAUCUCAACACUCCCCGACUUGAGUGCGCCGCCUUCGGGCUUCAACGACUCUCCAGACCCACUUCGCCACGACCCGCUCGGGACUUUUUCCAAUUCACCUCGUCUCAUUGGAGCGUGUUUCCCCCCCCACUCCAACCUUCUCUUUUUAAACGACACGCUCGGGGCAUGGUGCUUUACUUUUGAACCCCCUUCUUCCUCUCCUUGUUCAUGGAGCUAUUCGCCCCGACCUAGAUGUAUCGACGUGUAGGGGAGCGUCUACCUGCCACUGCCGCCUGUCCGCUGUGAGGCGACCCGAACAUGCAGCCGAGCUGAGUCUGCUUUUGUGUGACCGGGACCUCAAUUUGCGGGGGCCUCCUCGUCUGAACCAGGCCAGCCGAGUAGAAGAGGGGUGUCGAUCUGAAAUUCACACUCCGUCAUCCUUCUCGCACGAUGUGAAGAUGACUGGUGACGCUUUGCACAGAACCGCCCAUUGUUGACUUUGUUCCAGCUUCUUGAUCUCGCCUCGGAAAAAAAACAACUUUUGUUGGACGGCUCGCCGAAUAAGGAGACAAUGGCCUCUCCGGCAUGGAGGUGUUCUGCCUUUUCUUGCCUUCUGUUUCUUCUCUGCUGCUGUCACCGUUUACAAGGGUUCAGCCGCGCCGCCCUGCCCUUCGGCCUCGUCCGGCGUGAGCUUUCGUGCGAGGGCUACGCCAUCGACCUACGUUGCCCUGGCAGUGAUGUCAUCAUGAUCGAGACUGCCAACUACGGGCGGACCGACGACAAGAUCUGCGACGCUGACCCGUUCCAGAUGGAGAACGUCAACUGCUACCUCCCUGACGCCUACAAGAUUAUAUCACAAAGGUGCAACAACCGUACGCAGUGUGUGGUUGUCACUGGCUCCGAUGUCUUUCCCGAUCCAUGCCCCGGCACCUACAAGUACUUAGAGGUCCAGUAUGAGUGUGUUCCCUAUAUCUUCAUUUGUCCUGGGACCCUGAAGGGCGUCGGCGAGACCACCUUCCUGUACGAGGCGGAGCAGCAAGCGGGGUCCUGGUGCAAAGACCCGCUGCAGGCUGGGGACAAGGUGUUCUUCAUGCCGUGGACGCCGUACCGCACGGACACUCUCAUCGAGUACGCCUCCCUGGAGGACUUCCAAAACAACCGGCAAACCACCACAUAUAAAUUGCCCCACCGGGUGGACGGAACUGGCUUUGUGGCUUACGACGGUGCCAUCUUCUUCAAUAAAGAGCGCACACGAAAUAUUGUCAAGUUUGACCUGCGCACACGAAUCAAAAGUGGCGAGGCCAUCGUCAACAACGCUAACUACCACGACACUUCGCCGUACCGCUGGGGCGGCAAGACGGACAUCGACCUGGCGGUGGAUGAGAGGGGCCUGUGGGUCAUCUACGCCACGGAGCAGAACAACGGGCGCAUCGUGGUGAGCCAGCUCAACCCGUACACGCUGCGCUUCGAGGCCACGUGGGACACGGCGUACGACAAGCGCUCGGCCUCCAACGCCUUCAUGGUGUGCGGCGUGCUCCACGUGGUGCGCUCCAACUACGAGGAGAGUGAGGGCGACGGUGGAGGAAACCAGAUCGACUACGUUUACAAUACCAAGUUGAACCAAGGCGAGUUCACGGACAUCGACUUCCCCAACCAGUACCAGUACAUCACGGCUGUGGAUUACAACCCCAGGGACAAUCAGCUUUAUGUGUGGAAUAACUUUUACAUCCUCCGCUACGAUCUCGACUUCACGCCGCCGGAUCCCGUUGAAGUGGCACCAGUUGGCGAAUUGCCUAUCUCUUCACCAGCGCCAAGAACCACCAGCAUUGUAGCGGCCACAGCCGCACCCACCGCAAGGAGCCAUGGUGACCCCACAGCGGGUGGAGGCGCGGACCCAAGGGACGGCAGGGAUCCGUUUGAGGACACCCGAGGCUCGGCGACGGCGGUGCCCACCUUGCCCGAGCUGCCGCCCACGCCCAGACGCUUCUGCGAGGCGAUUCGGCGGCGGGCCAUUGACUGGCCGCAGACCCACACGGGAUCCACCGUGGAGAGGCCCUGUCCUAAAGGCACCAGAGGCGUCGCCUCCUUCUUGUGCACGGUGGCAGGGACCUGGUGCUCCAAGGGCCCGGACCUCAGCAACUGCACUUCCCACUGGGUGACUCAAGUGGCACAAAAGAUCCGAAGCGGCGAGAACGCAGCCAACCUGGCCAACGAGCUGGCAUUAAACACGCGGGGCCCCGUGUUCGCCGGCGAUGUCAGUUCUUCUGUUCGCCUCAUGGAGCAGCUGGUGGACAUCCUGGAUGCUCAACUGCAGGAGCUCAGGCCCAGCGAGAAGGACUCUGCAGGACGCAGCUUCAACAAGCUUCAAAAGCGUGAGAAGACAUGCAGGGCAUACAUGAAGGCUAUCGUGGACACUGUGAACAAUCUCCUGAAGCCCGAGGCUCUGAAAUCGUGGCGAGAUAUGAAUUCCACCGAGCAGACGCACGUCGCCACUAUGAUGCUGGACACCCUGGAGGAAGGGGCCUUCGUCUUCGCCGAGAACCUCAUCGAGCCUUCCAUCGUCAAAGUGCCUGCCGAGAACAUCGUGAUGGAUGUGUACGUGGUGAGCACAGACGGCCAGGUGCAGGACUUCAGGUUCCCACAGAGCAGCAGGGGCGGAUCCACGCUUCAACUCUCCUCCAACACGGUCAAAGUCAACAGUAAAAACGGUGUGGCCAAGCUGGUCUUCGUGCUGUACAAACACCUGGGUCAGUUCCUCAGCACGGAGAACGCCACGCUGCGGGGCCUCGGGGACGCCGGCAGACGUAACCUCUCCCUCACGGUCAACUCCCACAUCCUUUCCGCCUCCAUCACCAAGGAGUCCAGCCGCGUCUUUGUGGCCGACCCCGUGGUCUUCACGCUGGAGCACCUGGACAAGGACAACUACUACAAUCCCAACUGUUCCUUCUGGAAUUAUUCCGAGCGGAGUAUGAUGGGAUACUGGUCAACUCAGGGCUGCAAGCUGCUGGACACCAAUAGGAGUCACACCACGUGCUCCUGCAAUCACCUCACCAACUUCGCCAUCCUCAUGGCCCAUCGAGGGAAUGUGGGCAAGGGGAGCGUCCACGAGCUCUUCCUCACUAUCAUCACUCGGAUGGGCAUCGCCGUGUCGCUGGUGUGCCUGGCCAUCAGCCUGUACACAUUCUGCUUCUUUAAAGGCCUGCAGAGCGAUCGCAACACCAUCCACAAGAACCUCUGUCUCAACCUCUUCAUCAGCGAGCUCGUCUUCCUCGUGGGCAUCAACAUGACCGAACCCAAGCUGGUGUGCUCCAUCAUCGCUGGCGUCCUGCACUUCUGCUUCCUGGCAGCCUUCGCCUGGAUGUGUCUGGAGGGCGUGCAGCUGUACCUCAUGCUAGUGGAGGUGUUCGAGAGCGAGUUCUCCCGCCGCAAGUACUACUAUGUGGCCGGUUACCUCUUCCCGGCGGUCGUGGUGGGCAUCUCGGCGGCUGUCGACUACCGCAGCUACGGCACGCCGCGAGCGUGCUGGCUGCGGGCGGACAACCACUUCAUUUGGAGCUUCAUCGGGCCAGUCACUUUUGUAAUCGUGGUCAACGUCAUCUUCCUGGUGGUGACCAUGUCCAAGAUGGUGAAGCAUUCCACCUCCAUGAAACCCGACUCAUCCAGGCUGGGGGGUAUCAGGUCAUGGGUGUUGGGAGCAUUUGCCCUGCUUUGUCUCCUGGGCCUGACGUGGUCCUUUGGCCUGUUCUUCCUCAACGAGUCCUCCGUUGUGAUGGCGUACCUCUUCACCAUCUUUAACACCCUUCAAGGAAUGUUCAUCUUCAUUUUCCACUGCCUCCUGCAGAAGAAAGUCCGGAAAGAGUACAGCAAAUGCUUCCGACAGUCUCGGUGCCGCGGCGCCCUGCCGCCUGACGGCCCCCACGGAUCGGUAAAGACCGCCACGUCUCGGACCACGGCGCGCUACUCUUCUGCUACCCAGAGCCGCAUCAGGCGCAUGUGGAACGACACGGUGAGGAAACAGUCGGAGUCCUCCUUCAUCUCGGGAGACAUAAACAGCACCUCCACGCUCAACCAGGGCAUGACCGGCAACUACCUCCUCACUAACCCCCUCCUCCGCACCCACGACACUAACCCUUAUAACAACCUGCUGGCAGAGACGGUGGUGUGCAACACGCCUUCCCCACCGACCUUUCACUCUCCAGGACAGCAGUCUCUGAGCAACAGCCGGGACAUCAGCGCCAUGGACACCCUCCCCCUCAACGGAAACUUCAACAACAGCUAUUCCCUGCGAGACGACAACUAUGAAGCCGUCGGCGUCCGCGGCCCCCCGCCCGACAUGGGGGGCCUCAACCUGGACGACGCCGCCUUUGAGAAGAUGAUCAUAUCCGAGAUGGUGCACAACAACCUGCGGGCCCGUGCCGCCCCCAGAGGCCGCGGCGCCCAGCGUGAUCGGGACCCGGCACUAGCCUCGCAGACCAGGGCGGCCGCGGACCGGGGCGGGGGAGUCGGCGGCGGAAGCGGCAGCGAGGACGACGCCGUCGAAGCCGAUCGUGUCGAGGCAUCGUCCCCGCAGAGGGCAAGUGGGCGAGAGGGCCACGUGCCCCUGGAGCUGCUCCUGCAGCCACACCACAAGGAGGUGAUGGAGGCCCCCCUUCUGCCACAGAGGACUCACUCCCUGCUCUACAAUGCCCAAAAGGCUCCCAUGCAGUUGGAGGGCCAGGUGGAGACCGUGACGCCGGGGGAGGACGCCAGCAACAACAACAACAGAGACUCGCUCUACACCAGCAUGCCCAACCUGAGGGACUCGCCCUCCGCUUCACUGUACCCCCCCGAGGAGGAAGAGGAGGACGAGCGCUCCCCCUCCACCCGGAGCAACAGCGAGGACGCGUAUCAUAAAAGCAUGCCCGAGCUCGGGGAUGCGCCCCCGCUUUCCUACUAUCACAUAAACCGAGUGCCCAGUGACAGCUGCUUGCCCCCAGCGCCCCCCGCCGCCCAAGAGGGGGACGUCUCCGCUGAUGGACAGAUGCAGAUCAUCACCAGCCUCUGAGCUCAAACCCGAGUGGGCGGGUGUUUCCGGUUGAUGUCAAAUGAGCCGCUGAGCCCGGCUCUGCACUCCACAACCGCACCAGGAAGUCGGGGCGUUGUUGGGUGGGUAAAGGAAUGAAUCUGUGACUUUUUUUUUUUUUUGCACACAAAACUCAUUGAUACUUAAAAACUUCUUCGACUGAGGCCUGAAUGUGUACUGUGAACACUUUGCUGUCAGACAAUGGAGGUGCACAUGCUGUCUAAGGCCCAGUAUACACAUCAAGGUUUCUCAUAUCUUGAAAAGGUUAUUUCCCAUUUCCAGACCACACACAAAGAAAAAAAAAAUCUGUCAUUUUACAGUUUUGGUCAGACCGUGUGUGCCGUGUGCCCAAUAAUGACGACACAGAAAACCACACACACAAAGUUUCUGUUCUACCACCGAGCUAGAAUCCUCCCAAGGCGGAAAUCUGGUGGAUUAAAUUGUGCUGUGACAAAAAAAAAAAAGAAACAUGACCAGUUGUGUUGCAUUGGUGUUUCCUGAAUGUUUUUGAAAGGAUGGGAGGUUGGAAGGCAGUAGAAUGCUGAUGUUGUCAAUAAAGACUUGCGUUGUAAACUACAUCUUGCCGUCUGGCGAACACAUUUGUACAAAAUAUGACAUCUGGUCGGACAUGGUUGUUUUAUUUUAUGGCCCGCUUUGUGGUUCCUCAGUUGAGGCUCUUCUUGAUUGGCUACAUUCUGUUCAACGUCACAGUUCUCGGAGCCAUGACUCGGCAGUGGUCACUUCUCCCACACACCCAAGAUUUCUACUCAAUUUCAUUACUUAACAGAAAAUUUUAAUCAGAGAUGGCUUUAUGUGUCCCUAAAUGUGUGUUUGGCACUGAUUUAAAAAUGUGUCUUCGCUUUCUUUCUAGCACAUCGCAUUUUGGACAUUUUCAUAUGACCUAUAAAAGCUUGCACAAUACGGAUUUUACCGUGCGUUGUAAUUUAAAGCUAAAAAAAAAAAAUCCACCUGUUGCUGAACCAAAGUCUUAGUUCAGAAAUAUGACUAAAUAUUAGACACUACAUUACCGCGGCUAUAUUGUGAAAAUCUGAUGCGUGACAGCAAAAACGAGGGCAGAUUCAGUAUCAGCGCAAAAAAAGUCAAGAAAAAGCACCUCUGAUUAAAAAACUUUGUAAACAUUUGUUGACAUUUAAAGCCCCAACCCACUGAGAGGCGAACAUUAACGGGUGUUGCGAUCUCAUCUGGGUUCAUUCAAGGUCGCAGCUGUUUGCCAAACAGCCACCAGACAUUUGUCAGGUGUCUUGUCUCAAGGUCAUUUUGAACACGUCCUUGCGACAAGAAAAAAAAUACAAAAACCGUUGGCCAACGUUUUGCGAACAUUUGCAACAUUGAAUGAACCCUGACGCGAAUGUGCUUUUUUUGCUCCCUUCGCCAAUGGUCGCAUAGGUUCGCCCCUCAUUGGGAAAGGGGCUUGAAGUUGUCAGCAUCCGACCUGCAUGGAUCCUAUUAUCGGGCCAAAUUAACUCUCAAAACUCAUCUCACAGGAUCAUCUUCUAAGCUAUGUUAUAAGGUAGUCUGGCAUUUGUCGUCCUUGGUCGAGCCUGAGCAAAAUUGGGACAAGAACCAAGAGUCUGUAUGUGUACUGUGUCUCAAGGAUGGAAAUAGGUUAAAUAUCCCAGUAAAGAGGUCCUGACACACUACUGGUGAUCUGGGGCCUGCUUUUCAAAAGCAGGCUCUUUCAAGACAAACUCCAGUGGCUCCACAGUUGUGAUUGUAAAGUAAUGAAAACCAGUAAUUCAGACUCAGGCCUUAUAUUUUCUCUAUUGCACAAUUAACUGUUGUCAUAGUAACAGCUAAAAGAGUUUAUAUUUUGCUGUACCACUAGUGUAAAAGGUAAUAAUGUUUAACAAAACAAAAAAAUAGAAAGAAAAAAAAAGAAAAACUGAAAACCAUUCAGUAGUUAACCCCUCUUCCAUGUUAAUAGAACUCUUCAUGUAAAGUGAAUAAAAAUGGAGGGGAUAUGCUUUGUUCCCUCUCACACUUGGACUUGUUGUCUGAUCAAAUAUGUUUUAAAAGAAGGGCAAAAAAAUUACAGUAUUUGGUGAGGGAUCCGAAUCCAUCUGCUCACAUCUCUGCUUGUAAAGUGCUUUUGCUUUCUUUCAUGGACAAUUCUUUAAAGGAAAAUGUGUCACCUGGACUUUUUGUUUGCGGAAACUUGUCUUUCUUUUACUCUUGUUAAUUUAUUAAUGGAACUAUUUGGUUUAAAAAAAACUGUGCAGGUUGUUGCGGCACUGAUUAGGUUCCUGAUAUUUCUUUUGUAAGAGCCCAUUGUCAGCUGAUAUUUCAUUCAACUCCUGUUUGAUAUCAAUUAAAUGUGAAUUUUUUUUCUUGUUCACAAA